Messenger RNA from Parnassius mnemosyne (clouded apollo), 957 nucleotides. The record is from the annotation of a GenBank genome assembly. NCBI's taxonomy places the organism in Eukaryota, Metazoa, Arthropoda, Insecta, Lepidoptera, Papilionidae.
AUGCCUUUGCCUAGUUCAAGAAUAAACAAACUUAAGAAUAUUUCUAGAAGACUGUUUGAGGAUUCAUUAGAUAAUAGAGAAAAAUAUAUAGAGCGUAAUUGUUAUGGUAUUCAAAAACAAAGUUUACAAUUGGAAAGCCUAAAUUAUGAGUCAAAAAUACACCAGACCCCAGAAAAUUAUUGCGAAUUAUCUCAUAAUGAGAACAGUGUUAAAUCGAAUGCAAAUGAAGACAUUCCUAACAAAAAUCUUGGAUUUGACAUUUCUGUCCAUCAAAGUAUUUUAUCUAAAGAUCGCCAGACAGCUGAACAGAAUGUACUGUAUGUGGAUGAGAAUUUACCUCCCAAUAAACAGCAUCGCGAGGAAAGAAGAAAUUCCUUGUCAUCUGCUUCCAGUCAUACAUCACAACGUGAUUUUUCUCCUGCCUCUGACCAUGAUCCAACUUACAUACCGUUAGAAUCAUCCAGCUCCAAACAUCUACGGCGGUCAAACAGUUCUUCUUCAAGUUCAUCGUCCUGUACUACCACAUCCAGUUCCUCGUCCUCUUCCAGUUCUUCAUGUGAAAAUCCUAGCAGAGACAAUCAAUUUCCAUUGUCGGCCACAUUGACUGAUGCACAUAUUUGCGAAAAAAGCAACUGCAUCCAAGACUGCAGGCAAACUAUUGUCACACAUACGUUAGACACAAACAUCAGCGUGUCAGUUUCUCGGCCAGAGCGCUCAUUUAACCCCAUUAUAGAAAAAGGUAACAAGCUUUGUCGGCAUAAUUAUAAAAGAGGAAACAAUAAGAAAAAGAUUGCACAGACUUUAAGAAAUUUAGGAAAGCAGUACAUGUCUUCAUCUUCGAAAAUUGUUGGUGAAAGAACGAUGAGUAGACCAUGUAAUGAAAAAUGUCGGCUUAAAUGUGGUGAGAAUAUUACUGAAGAAGAUCGAAAAAAAUUUUUGACGCAUUUUGGAAUUUAG